AUGAGACAAUCAAGGCGCCCACAGUUGCCUCGGAACAUCCAUGAAAUCUCAGAAAUGCUGAGCGACCCCCGAAAUGCAAAUUACGCUUCUACAUUCCAAAUUCCUUCCUCAGCAUUUUUCAAUCAAGAAUUGAUUGUAAAUGGAGUAAGUGUAGGUUUAAUUUUUGCAAACAUUUCUGCAAUUGAAAAAUACCGUCAAGAGUUGGCUACAGUAGAGAUGGUUGGAAUAAAUGGUACAUAUAAGACAGUUCUUUCAGUGCCAGGGGACUUGCGAUGUUUUCUGACAUUUCAAGUACUCUACAGAAGCGUAGCAUUCCCAAUGGUCUAUGUCCUUUUGGGGAGUGAGACGGAAGAAACAUACUCUGUGUUAUUCACUGUCAUACUCAAUAUUCUACCACUGAAUUAUGACAGAAUCCGUUUUGUAACUGAUUAUGAGCGUGCUCUUAUGAAUGCUGUCCAACGAAUAUUUCCAAACAGUGAAUUGCUCUGCUGCUGGUUCAGUUUUUCACAAAAGUUGUUCGAUAUUGUCACCGAAAAGUUAAUGGUGUCUUGA
Molecule: messenger RNA, 552 nt
Organism: Macrosiphum euphorbiae (potato aphid)
Lineage: Eukaryota; Metazoa; Arthropoda; Insecta; Hemiptera; Aphididae
Source: the annotation of a GenBank genome assembly